AUGGCAUCUCAGCAGGGUUUCUCAUUUCCUCCGCCGCCGCCACCACCUCCGCCAUCGACACAGCAGCAGUUUCCGCAGGCGGGCUCGCAUAAUCCUCAAAAUGGAUAUAAUUAUCGCGGCGGUAGUGGUCGGGGUGGUGGAUUUCGAGGACGUGGGCGUGGUGGAAUGAAUCGUGGAGGAGGAGGGCGAGGUGGAGCGGCAUCUUUCCCCAGCUAUCGCAACAAUCAACAAGGGAUAUACAAUGGCGGAUAUACGGGGAUACCGCAGAGCUAUCCUCCUGCAACGCAGAGUUUUGCUGCGCAGACGAUUCUUACUCCCCCCACGUACCCGCCGAGGAAUUACGAUGGACGCUUUCAGAAUACCCCCAACGGGUCGCCGACCGCAACUAUACCAUCGUACACGGGACAUAUACAGUCGCACUCGACUCCCGUAGGAAGUUCUGCGGUAGUCGCACCCCCAAUGCAUUGGGGAUACGAUACCACUGGAGCUGGAGGAUUCUAUCCCGGUUCUACAACCUACCAAUCCCCCCCAACCCACGGACACCCGCAAAACAAUAACUACCAAAACAAAGCCGGACAUAAACGCGCAUUCUCAUCUGCAUUCGAAAAGCCAACCUCACAAGCGCCCCGACCAACAGCAGCCCCUGCUGUGCCGAGUUUUGGUGUCCCUCUACCAGCAAAACCUCCGCAGCCGACUGAUACUUCACGACAAGCUCAAAAGAAGAAGAAACGGAAAUUCAAUCAAUUAGGUCUUACGCCUAAAACUGAGGAACACGAGUCUAGUGGUGAAGAGGAGGAUGAUGCGGAUGAAGAGACUCGAUUAGCCGCUGCGGCGAGUAAUUUAGCUGGUCCUCUUCAAUUUACUUUUCGCGGACGCACUUCGACGUUAAAUAAUGCGGCAGAUAUCCAGUCAUGGAUAGAGGAACGAAAGAAACGAUUCCCUACGCAGGCACGUAUUGAAGAAAAGAAAAAGGCGCAAGAGGAGGUAAAGAAACAACGAGACCUUCAGCGGGAAGAAGCGCGUCGGAAACAGCAGGAAAUCAAGGAACAAAGAGAGCAGGCCAGGAAAGAAGCCCAGGAAAAGAAACAAAUAGGAUCUGACGAUCCCAUGGAUGCAGCUAUUAGAGCGAAAGCUAAAGCAGAGAAACUCCGGAAAAAGUUGUUGAAGGAAGAGAGGAGGUUGCAAAAGGCGGAAGCUGAUGCGGAGAGGGCACGGCUUGUUGCCGAGGCGUCGCAGCAGCUACCGUUAACUACUGAAGAUGCUUCUCGGAAUGGUGAUGCGCCUCUGACGAGAGAACCGCCGGCGAAUACAGACCCUCUUGACGAAAACAUAUCUAAUAUCUCAGAGUCAUCAUCCGAAGACGAAGACAGCGGUGACGACGUCCCAGAAGAACUGUCCUCACGACGCCAGGGUCCAGAGAGAGUUCCUCCACCGCAACGAGAAGGACAUAAAAAACGCAGUAAGUUAUGUCGCGAUUUCCAGCGAAAAGGCAAAUGCCCUCGAGGAGAUCAUUGUCGAUAUUUGCAUGACCUUUCCACUAUAGACGGAACAGAUAAAUCUCGGCCAGUCCCCAAACCUGGUGGAGGUGCUAAACAACCUGCCAAAAGGGGACUGUUCCAAAUGCUUGUCGAACAGGAAAUAAAAGCACGAGAUCGUCAGGUUAUGCAUGCCAUUACCUGGCUUGGAUCACGGGGGAUGCUUGAUGAUCCUCAACCUGGGACCAAUAAUGCCGCUGAUGACACCGUAUCAGUCAUUUAACCCUAAUGUUGUCUAAUUUAUGAUCCAUGAUGUAAUCAAUCUACUACACUGCAGUGCUUGCUUGCUUGCUUGCACGGCGUCACGGUAAUGCGUACGACCAUGUGCUACGUAUACGAUGGCCAUUCUUAUCCAUGUAUUAAUUAUAUAUACGCUAUUACAGAAUAAUGGCAAUCGAAUGAAUUCUGUGGUGGAGUUGGAAAGGGUAUAC
Talaromyces stipitatus ATCC 10500 is the source of this 1966-nucleotide messenger RNA. Its product is annotated as CCCH zinc finger protein. Gene Ontology annotation, cellular component: nucleus. The record is from RefSeq and is a predicted model, not a curated record. Gene Ontology annotation, biological process: box C/D snoRNP assembly. NCBI's taxonomy places the organism in Eukaryota, Fungi, Ascomycota, Eurotiomycetes, Eurotiales, Trichocomaceae. Bases 1 to 1758 code for a protein of 585 amino acids. Gene Ontology annotation, molecular function: RNA binding; metal ion binding. The transcript is spliced from 2 exons.